CUAACCCAGUUAGGCAGAACAGACCUUAGGAUUACGUCUCUCUGUGAUCGAGCGUGCACGUGCAACGUAUUCGCCGACAGUCCCGAUUAGUUCAGCGGUGAAUCGCCCUUUGUAAAUAAUGAAUCCCAGCCGAAAUAUGAUUCUGUAUCUUUAUCGGAACUUGAUUCGAGAAAGCAAAAAAUGGAGCUCGUAUAAUUACAGGAUGUACGCUCUGCGAAAGAUACGGCACGAAUUCAAAGAGAAUAAAACAUUGCAGGAUGAGGAAGAGGUUAGGCAAUGUUAUGCAAAGGGACAGGAGACACUGGAAACGAUCAAGAGACAAGUGAUAUUGAGUAAUCUUUACAGCACUAGGCCCUUGAUAAUCGAGACUCAAGAAGCUUUGUACAAGGAGGAUUUUUCUUAAGUUCGCACGCAGUGCCUCCAAAUUUCGGUUUCCAAAUCAAGUGUGAUUGCCGAGGCAACAGUGUAAUUAUUAUUCAAGUAUUAAUUUGACCAGUAAACACCAAUCAACGGUAACAUAACAUCAGUGUUAUAAUUUCCCGCUCAACGACAUAACUGUUGACAUAACACACACGUUAUAUUGCAUUUAUAUUAUUAUGUUAUUGUCAGUUGGUGUUCACUGGGUGACAAAUUAUAAGUCAGGCAUUUAAUAUUGUGCAUUAAAUUAAAAAAGAAGCGACAAAACUAAUCUUUAGAUUGCUUCUUUUUUUUUUUAUAGAUACAUAAAACGACUUCUAUCCAGACACAGCUGAAUCUGCAAAAGCAGAUUUUGCGCAGUGUCUGCUGCAGACUCUGUCAACAGUUUGCUAGCAGAAAUGCAGCAGGAUCUGAUGGAAGAUUAUGAUGAUAGACCGAUGGCAGAAACUGAGUAGGAUCUGAGUUGUCAAUGUAUUUAAAUGGAAAUAUUACAGAUCCUGCUCGCUUCCUUGUCGCUAAUUUGCUGUCUAUCAGCAGGCUCUGUCGACAGAUCUUGUUCGAAUCUGUCGCCAAUCUGUCGUCAGACUGCUAACAGAUCGCUUACUGGGUAUAUAUAAUAGCCCCUUGUGUAAAUAUAUUAGAUUUAAUUAUAUGUGAUAUGCACGAAGACGUUUUAUAUUUUAGAUCUGUACAUAUUUUAAUAUCCGUUAUUCUUGAACAGUUGUUAAGACGUUCAUCGUAUUUUAUCGAUGCAAAAUAUUGCAGCACAUUACAAUGCUGUUUUAGUCAUGUCUGAAAAAUAAAGA
This is a messenger RNA of Dinoponera quadriceps, 1223 nucleotides long. RefSeq names its product LYR motif-containing protein 4 (gene bcn92). Bases 119 to 403 code for a protein of 94 amino acids. The transcript is spliced from 3 exons. Gene Ontology annotation, cellular component: L-cysteine desulfurase complex; mitochondrion. Gene Ontology annotation, biological process: iron-sulfur cluster assembly. Lineage: Eukaryota; Metazoa; Arthropoda; Insecta; Hymenoptera; Formicidae. The record is from RefSeq and is a predicted model, not a curated record.